Molecule: messenger RNA, 1467 nt
Organism: Ziziphus jujuba (common jujube)
Lineage: Eukaryota; Viridiplantae; Streptophyta; Magnoliopsida; Rosales; Rhamnaceae
Product: patatin-like protein 2
Exons: 6
Coding region: 104-1270 (388 amino acids)
Biological process (GO): lipid metabolic process
Molecular function (GO): monoacylglycerol lipase activity; glycerophospholipase activity
Source: RefSeq, a predicted model, not a curated record
UUAUUCGCAUCAUAGUGAUUUAUUGGGAAUUAAUUUGAUAAAAAAGACACCAUCACUUUCAAUUUAUUUAAAUUUCAGCAAGUUCUUUUCAAUCAAAAAUCAAAUGGGUAGUUUUCCAAAGGGAAGCAAGGUUACUGUUUUGAGUAUUGAUGGAGGUGGCAUUAGGGGCAUAAUUCCUGGCACUCUCUUGGACUUUCUUGAAUCCAAACUUCAGGCGUUGGAUGGACCAAAUGCAAGACUUGCAGAUUAUUUCGACGUUAUUGCUGGAACAAGCACAGGUGGGUUGGUGACCACCAUGCUUGCUGCUCCAAACAAAGAUAACCGACCCUUGUAUGCGGCAAAAGACAUCAACAACUUCUACUUAGAACACUGCCCCAAGAUUUUUCCUCAGAAAAAUCGGAACAGUUUCCUGACAAAGAUAACAAGUUUCUUGAGCUCGGGACCAAAAUACGACGGCAAGUACCUGCAUUCGCUAACAAAGAACCUGGUCGGCAACCUCACUGUUAAACAGACCCUUACAAAUGUUCUCAUUCCUACUUUCGAUAUCAAACGCCUCCAGCCUGUGAUUUUCACUUCCAACGAGGCAAAAAGAAAUCCAGCAAAAGAUGCUCUGCUUUCAGAUGUCUGCAUCGGAACCUCGGCAGCUCCGACUUUUCUUCCCGCAUACUACUUCGAGACCAAAGACAUUCACGGAAAGCCUCACACUUUCGAUCUCAUCGACGGUGGAGUCGCCGCAAAUAAUCCGACAAUGAUGGCGAUCAGCGAAAUUUCGAAGGAAAUUACGAUGAACUACAGCACACAAUUCCCAGACUUGGCGCCGAUGGACAGCAAAAGAAUGCUGGUAUUAUCAUUGGGAACUGGAGCACCGAAGCUUGAGGAGAAAUUCAACGCAAAGAAGGCUGCCGAAUGGGGUUUGCUUGGUUGGCUGUUUGAUGAAGGAAAGACACCCAUUUUAGACGUUUACUUCGAUGCAAGCUCUGAUAUGGUCGAUAUCCAUGUCUCCACUCUCUUCCAGUCCUUCAACAGCAAGAAAAAUUACCUCCGUAUUCAGGAUGACACGUUGACCGGUGAUGAUGCGUCACUUGACAUUGCGACGGAGAAGAAUCUAAAAAGGCUUGUGGAGAUUGGUGAGACACUGUUGAAGAAACCGGUUUCGAGGGUAAAUUUGGAAACUGGCAAAUAUGAGGCAAUUGAAGGAGAAGGCACUAAUGCUGAAGCUCUUGCCCGUUUUGCCCAACAACUCUCCGAAGAAAGGAAACUCAGACAAUAAUAAUAAUAAAAAACAAAAAAAAAUAAAAAAUAAAAAAUAAAAAAAUGAAAUGUUUUGAUUGAUUGCCACUUCUCGUUGUUUCUUUUACGUUGCUUUUCAAAUCUUGAAGAUUGAAGUCGUGCGUUGACGCCUUGUAUUGUUUUUGGUUAUCGAUUAAUGUAUAAUUUAUUUUAGCUAUAUACUUUAAGAUUUGUUUA